This is a messenger RNA of Otolemur garnettii (small-eared galago), 3087 nucleotides long. It is a transcript of the gene CD2AP, whose product is annotated as CD2 associated protein. Lineage: Eukaryota; Metazoa; Chordata; Mammalia; Primates; Galagidae. Gene Ontology annotation, molecular function: protein binding. The coding region runs from base 323 to 2239 and encodes 638 amino acids. The record is from RefSeq and is a predicted model, not a curated record. The transcript is spliced from 18 exons.
CGUGAACCCGCAGGUCCCACCCCCCUGCGGGAGCGACUGGGGGUGGGAAAGUCGCGGUCUGGGCAGGCGGGGACGGUCCUCCCGCCGCCGUGGCUUCGGCAGAGGCGAGGCGUGAGCAGCAGCCGCCGCCUCUGCCUCACGGGCCGCACUUAAAGGGACUGGCGGGCGAUUGCCGAGGGCGGAUGGAGGCGCCUCCUCGCCCAGCCUGAACUCAGAAGGGGCGAGAGCGGAGCGCGGGGCCCGCCUCCUGCCGCAGGAGCUGCCGCGCAAGCCACAGGAGGAGCGGCGGGGACGCUGACUUCUCCCCGCGGGAGCCCCCAGCAUGGUUGACUAUAUUGUGGAGUAUGACUAUGAUGCUGUACAUGAUGAUGAAUUAACUAUUCGAGUUGGGGAAGUCAUCAGGAAUGUGAAAAAACUACAGGAGGAAGGAUGGCUAGAAGGAGAAUUAAAUGGGAGAAGAGGAAUGUUCCCUGAUAAUUUUGUAAAGGAAAUUAAAAGAGAGACAGAAUCCAAGGAUGACAAUUUGCCGAUCAAACGGGAAAGGCAUGGGAAUGUAGCAAGUCUUGUACAACGAAUAAGCACCUAUGGACUUCCAGCUGGAGGAAUUCAGCCACAUCCACAAACCAAAAACAUUAAGAAGAAGAGCAAGAAGCGUCAGUGUAAAGUUCUUUUUGAAUACAUGCCACAAAAUGAAGAUGAACUGGAGCUGAAAGUGGGAGAUAUUAUUGAUAUUAAUGAAGAGGUAGAAGAAGGCUGGUGGAGUGGAAUCCUGAACAACAAGUUGGGAUUGUUUCCUUCAAAUUUUGUCAAAGAGUUAGAGGUAACAGAUGAUGGUGAAACUCAAGAAGCCCAGGAGGAUUCAGAAACGAUUUUGACUGGGCCUACUUCACCUUUACCCUCUCCUGGGAAUGGGAGUGAAGCUACACCUGGAUCAGUUACACAGCCAAAGAAAAUUCGAGGAGUUGGAUUUGGAGAUAUUUUUAAAGAAGGCUCUGUGAAACUUAGGACAAGAACAUCCAGUAGUGAAACAGAAGAGAAAAAAUCAGAAAAGCCAUUAAUCACACAGUCAUUAGGAUCCAAAACUCAGAGUGUGGAAAUAGCAAAAACAGACACUGAAGGUAAAAUUAAAGCUAAGGAAUACUGUAGAACAUUAUUUGCAUAUGAAGGUACUAAUGAAGAUGAACUUACUUUUAAAGAGGGGGAGAUAAUUCAUUUGAUAAGUAAGGAGACUGGAGAAGCUGGCUGGUGGAAGGGUGAACUUAAUGGCAAAGAAGGUGUAUUUCCAGACAAUUUUGCUGUUCAAAUAAAUGAAUUUGAUAAAGAUUUCCCAAAACCAAAGAAACCACCACCUCCCACUAAGGGUCCAGCUCCAAAGCCUGAGCUGAUAGCUUCAGAGAAGAAGUAUUUUCUUUUAAAGCCUGAAGAGAAAGAUGAAAAAUCAGUGCUGGAACAGAAACCUUCUAAACCAGCAGCUCCACAAGUCCCACCCAAGAAGCCUACUCCACCCACCAAAGCCAAUAAUUUAUUGCGAUCUUCUGGAACAAUGUACCCAAAGCGACCUGAAAAACCAGUUCCUCCACCACCUCCUAUAGCCAAGAUGAAUGGGGAUGUUUCUACCAUUUCAUCAAAAUUUGAAAGUGAACCAGUAUCAAAACCAAAGCUAGAUUCUGAACAGUUGCCACUUAGACCAAAAUCAGUAGACCUUGAUUCAUUUACAGUAAAGAGCUCUAAGGAAACAGAUAUUAUAAAUUUUGAUGACAUAGCUUCCUCAGAAAACUUGCUUCAUCUCACUGCAAAUAGACCGAAGAUGCCUGGAAGAAGAUUGCCUGGCCGCUUCAAUGGUGGACAUUCUCCAACUCAAAGCCCAGAAAAAAUCUUGAAGCUACCAAAAGAAGAUAGUGCCAACCUAAAGUUGUCUGAAUUUAAAAAGGAUACAUGCUAUUCUUCAAAGCCAUCUGUGUACCUUUCAACACCUUCAAGUGCUUCUAAAUCAAAUACACCUGUUUUCCUAACUCCAUUAGAAAUCAAAGCUAAACUAGAAACAGAUGAUGGGAAAAAAAAUUCUCUGGAUGAACUUAGAGCCCAGAUUAUUGAAUUGCUGAGCAUUGUAGAAGCACUAAGAAAAGAUCAUGGGAAAGAACUGGAAAAACUACGAAAAGAUUUAGAAGUAGAGAAGGAAAUGAGAAGUAAUUUAGAGGUGGAAAUAGAGAAGCUGAAAAAAGCUGUCCUGUCUUCUUGAGGUGAUGUGGACCCAGUGUGUUCUUAAUAUUCCAGGGAUUCAGAGGCAACACUACGAACUUCAGCUGACUUAUUACUUAGCAGUUAUGAAUGCUGGUGUUGUGAUAAAGAAAUACGAUUGUAUGAACUAUAAUAUCUAUAAAAAAGUAGAGGGUGAAUUUAUAUAUAUAUACAUAUAUAUAUAUAUUUUGUUUUGCCAAUAAAAAAAGAGGCCUUAUUUCUUACUGUGCUGGGAUUGCAAACACUUUUUUUAAAUUUGUUUGCUUAAAAAUACUACUGAAUCUGUAUAAAAAGGAAAGAAAGUUCAUAGUAGUUUUUAUAUUGAAACUCAUAUUAUUUUUUAAAGAGAUCUAUACUAUAAAUAUGGUGAUAUCUUUAAAAAUCUGUAAGAUAUAGUAUUUGAGAGGGACAAAUCAGCUUUUUAGUAACUAUAGUCACUACUUUUCCCACAAUGCAUAAGGGAUAUAAACUUGGUGAGAGAGUGUGUGUGUGUUUUUACUUUUAGCCUCUUACCAGGAUUACACUGUCGUGCCUGUUUGUCUGCAGUGCUGUUUAUAUUGUGGGUGAUGACAUAGGAGUUUCUUGCCUAUAAACCAGAUUAUUCACCCAUGCAUAUGGUAAUAACUAAUGAAAUAAUCAAUAUAAUUUCUUCAGCUUUUAGAAUAUUUUAUAUUGCUUGCACUAUAGGAUUCAUAAAAGGAAUUAAAAUUAAAUAUAUUGGAUUGUUAAACACAUUUGGGAAAAUAUGAGGUUUAUUUUAAAUUCAUUAGGCCCAAGGAAUCUAAAAAUGUUCAUUUAACCCUAACUUGUGCCUAGAAACUACAGCACAUGUGAAAUACACAAGCACCA